Messenger RNA from Rosa rugosa (rugosa rose), 2452 nucleotides. Its product is annotated as protease Do-like 5, chloroplastic. The record is from RefSeq and is a predicted model, not a curated record. Gene Ontology annotation, biological process: proteolysis. Lineage: Eukaryota; Viridiplantae; Streptophyta; Magnoliopsida; Rosales; Rosaceae. The transcript has 8 exons. Bases 1346 to 2296 code for a protein of 316 amino acids. Gene Ontology annotation, molecular function: serine-type endopeptidase activity.
CAUUCAUCAUCCCAUCAUAAAACCGGUUAUGCAAUUAAGAUCAAUCUUUGGUAUGUAACCACUCUAAAUUACCCUCAUUUUUCCACUCGCUUCGAUUCUCAGCCUCCACCAUUUUGAGAAUACGAGCAUUACCAUGUGAAUGAGAGCGUGGACGACGAGAUCAAUGAUCCCUAGCUCCCCCAAUCUCUUCUCAGCCGUCAUCUGUGCUCCUCCACCACAACAUACCUAUCUCUCUAUCUCUGCCGGUGAGUACUGAACUGGAUGAAUAGUUCAACCAUGGAAGUCCAGGAGUCACAGGAUCGGAAGCCGAGCUCCGAAUCCACCUACAGCCUAUUCUUGCCGACCAUGGGCCUCCGCAACAGCGCCGUGAACCGUCUGGUCAAGUUCCUCACCACUUCCGACGAGGCCGAAGUCGAGGCUCGCCUCUUCGAGAAUGAUUAUCGGAACGAUCUACUCCGAGGAGAUCAGCGAUAGCAUGGUGGAGGUCCUCAAGGCUAAGAACACUGACGCUUCUGCUACUGGAAACGGCUCCCUGUUGUUGCCGGACGUUGGCAGGCUCAAGCCCAUCGUGGACCUUAUUAUCAAGAACCUCAGCAGUCCCUCCUCUCCCUUGAGACACUUCGGCACCUUCUCCACCGACGAGGCCAAAGCCUUGGCUCCCUUCAUCGAGCAAGAGGCCUUCGUCGCCGCCAGGAUGAAGAUCUGUAAUGGGUGAACAACGAGAAAAGGAAGAGGAGGAGCGGCCAUGGCCGAACAAUGGGUGCCCAGAGCAUUUAUGGGCAGUGAUGAGAUCGGCGCGUAAGGUGGUUUCCGGCGUCACCGGACGACGCGGAGGGCGGACAUGAUUUGUUGGAGACUGGCGAGCAUGGUGGUGGUGGAGGUGAGUUGCGAUGUGUAGCUAGGGACCAGUUGGUAGAGGAGAGAGAAACUCCGAUCUAUUCUCUCUCCUAUCAAGUCUCUGCAAUCUGAAACCCAGGAGCUUAGGGCUUAUGAGGGAGGUCGGAGAUUGCAAGGUCCGGCGAGGUCAAGAUUUGGAGGAAGUUUAGGACAGUGAUUGAUUCGAGAAAGGAAGAACCCAGAAAAACCAGAGGGGUGGUGGUGAAGAAAUGAAUUUUUUUUUUUUUUUUUUUUUUUGCCUUUUUUUGUCAUGAAAUGACCAUUUUAUCCCUAGAAGUAGGUCCAUCAUCCAAUUUAAUCCUAACAAAAAUAUCAAAUGAAGAGAGUCACCAAGUCACAAGUAACAACCUUUUGUUUUGAAGCACAGAGUGAGCCUACUUUAUCCCCAUAAGAAAUGGGUUAGAAGAAGCAACAACAAAAAUCAGUUAAAACACCCGGGAAAGGAACAAUGGUGGUCUUGGGUUCUCUUAGCCAAAUCAAGCCCUCUCCACCAAUAUCAACCACUUUUUCUUCUUCUUCUUCAAAUCCUUCCCAGAAGGCCUUUCUCACAAAACGAAGAGCUCUACUGCUUGGCCCAACUGCUUUGGUCGCUUCCUUGCUCCAUUUCUACAACCCCAUUUCAUCACAACCUUCAGCAAUUGCUCUGCAACAGUUACAAGAUGAGCUCCAGCAGGAAGAAGACCGUGCUGUGAAUCUUUUCCAGGAAACUUCUCCAUCAGUCGUUUACAUUAAAGACAUUGAGAUAGACAAAAGCCUAAAAGGUUCUCCUACUGCAGUCUCGCAAAGUGAGGAUGAUAAUGCUAAAGUUGAAGGAACAGGUUCAGGCUUCAUUUGGGAUAAGUUUGGUCACAUUGUCACAAAUUACCAUGUUGUAGCUAAAUUGGCUACAGAUCAAACUGGAUUACAGCGUUGUAAGGUUUAUAUGGUUGAUGCAAUGGGCAAUGGUUUUAGCAGUGAAGGGAAGAUUGUUGGUUUAGAUGCAUCUCGUGAUCUGGCUGUUCUUAAGGUUGAUAUUGAAGGACAUGAGCUAAAACCUGUUGUUCUCGGUACAUCUAGUGAUUUGCGUGUGGGUCAGACGUGCUUCGCCAUUGGAAAUCCGUAUGGAUAUGAGAACACACUAACAAUCGGGGUAGUCAGUGGAUUAGGCAGGGAGAUACCCUCACCAGACGGAAAUGCCAUUAAAGGAGCUAUUCAAACUGACGCCGCUAUUAAUGCUGGGAAUUCAGGCGGGCCAUUGAUUGAUUCAUAUGGUCAUGUUAUUGGAGUUAAUACAUCAACGUUCACUCGCAAAGGGUCAGGAACAUCAUCUGGUGUUAACUUCGCGAUACCAGUAGACUCUGUUGUGCGAACCGUACCUUACCUUAUUGUAUAUGGAACGCCUUAUAGUAACAGGUUUUGAUCGAUGUAUCAAUUGUAUUGUAUCUAAUGUAUCCCUCAGAUUAGAUGUCAUUUAGGGAAACAAGUUGUAUAAGUUUCAUGGAACGCAAUUCAAAUACUAAAUGUGUCAUCAAAAAAAAAAAAAAAAAUCAAAUACUAAAUGAAUAUUGAUGAUGGA